Molecule: messenger RNA, 657 nt
Organism: Fusarium fujikuroi IMI 58289
Lineage: Eukaryota; Fungi; Ascomycota; Sordariomycetes; Hypocreales; Nectriaceae
Exons: 1
Coding region: 1-657 (218 amino acids)
Molecular function (GO): acyltransferase activity, transferring groups other than amino-acyl groups
Source: RefSeq, a predicted model, not a curated record
AUGCCUUUUCAGCUGCGCCCUGCUGUCCCAGAGGACAUCCCUGAGAUGUGCCAGGUCUACUACUCAGCCUUUGGUGACACAUCUAUCGGAAGUCGUGUCUUUACGUCCGACAUCGAAGCCUCAGAUCGCUUCUUCCAGAAGACAUUCACGGAUGACAUUGCAGACCCUCUGUGUGAAUUACUCGUCGUUACUCACAAAUCAUCCCCAGACUCAAAAGAUGAGAAGGUAGUUUCGCUAGCGAAAUGGGCACUCCCCGGUGCCCCAAUUCAAGACCCUCCACCAGCCGAGGCAUGGCCAGCAAAUGGUGAUCUCGCUGUCGAGUUCUUUGGCGCUAUGACAAGAGGCCAUCGCGGGCUCAUGGGCGAUAGACCUCAUUAUUAUCUCGAAGUCAUCUGCACGCACGAGACCUGGCAACGCAAAGGCGCAGGCACUUUACUUCUCCGCUGGGGCAUCGAGCGUGCAGACACAGACGGUCUUCCAUGUUUCCUUGAGGCUACACCCAAAGGAAAGCUGGUGUACGAGAAGCUUGGAUUCAGAGUAAAAGCUGAGGAGGAGUUUAAGUGGUCGUUCGGAACGUUUGUGGAGACUUACAUGGAGCGUGAUGCAAAGAUCGAGAAACGGACAAUGACGCGGCCGAAAUCCAAGGAAUUCGCGUAG